Messenger RNA from Fusarium oxysporum Fo47, 1583 nucleotides. RefSeq names its product NADP-dependent oxidoreductase domain-containing protein. Bases 206 to 1339 code for a protein of 377 amino acids. The record is from RefSeq and is a predicted model, not a curated record. The transcript is spliced from 7 exons. NCBI's taxonomy places the organism in Eukaryota, Fungi, Ascomycota, Sordariomycetes, Hypocreales, Nectriaceae.
CACAACUCUUAUAUCUGAUAACAUAAAUCCAGCCACCAUCGAUUGUUCUUCUGCAGUGACGCCAUUGCCGCUGCCACUAUCAUCACCACUUUCACUCACUGCCCACUCCAUCCUCAUUAUCCCUACAAAUCCAUUCCCACUACAUCUUUUCACCUCAUCUUCGCAACUCUGUAUCACGAACACUAGCAACCUACCGCAACAAACAAUGGCUCUCCCUUUCGCACCACCCCCCAAAAGUCCUCUGGGGCGCUACCGACUUUUGUCACCAACUGCAUCGGUUUGGGUGUCCCCUAUUUGCCUUGGUACCAUGAACUUUGGAAAUGCUUGGAAAGAGUGGAUGGGAGAAUGCGACCAGUCCACGUCGGAGUCAAUUUUGGAUUUCUUCUAUGAACAGGGCGGAAACUUUAUUGACUCUGCAAACAAUUACCAAUUCCAGGAAACCGAGAAAUGGGUGGGAGAAUGGAUGAGGAAACGCGGUAACCGUGAUGAAAUCGUUGUUGCUACCAAAUACACCACCAACUUUCGAGCCGGACCUGGUGCUCCUAAUAUCAUGGUGAACUUCACUGGCAACGGAACGAAAAGUCUGAGGGCUUCAGUUGAGGCCAGCCUUAAGAACCUGCAGACCGAUUACAUUGAUCUUCUCUAUGUUCACUGGUAUGACGGCAACACCUCUAUUCCAGAGCUGAUGCAAUCUCUCAACCAACUCGUACUCUCUGGAAAGGUCCUCCACUUGGGCGUCAGCGACACUCCUGCUUGGAUCGUGAGCAAGGCCAACGAGUAUGCUCGCUGCAAUGGACUCCGCCAAUUCUCCGUUUACCAAGGUCGUUGGUCUGCGGCCUCGCGUGACUUCGAGCGAGACAUCAUCCCCAUGUGCCAAGCUGAGGGCAUGGGAAUUGCCCCAUGGGGAUCUCUUGGAGGCGGAAAAUUCAAGACCGAAGAACAGCGCAAUGCGCGGGAAGGACGCAGAGUGGAGGCCAGCGAGAAAGAGAUCAGAACCAGUAAAGUGCUGGAGUCGAUCGCUAACCGUAAGAACACACUCAUCACCAGCAUUGCACUGGCAUAUGUCAUGCACAAGACAAGUUAUGUAUUCCCCAUCAUCGGUGGUCGAAAGGUGGAUCACCUCAAAGCCAACAUUCAGGCUCUCACCCUGCAUCUCUCCCCUGAGGAUAUUCAAGAGAUCGAUGGGGCUAAUGAAUUUGAUGCGGGCUUUCCUAACGAUUUCCUGUAUCGUGGGGGCAACUCUAUUGGAGGUCCCGACGUUUGGCUGCUCCAGAUGGGCGGCACGUUUGACCAUAUCCAACCACCAAAGCCCAUCUCACCGGCUGCACGAGGGGAAUAGGGCGUCCGCCUCAAAGCGAACUUUUGGCGAUGGUUACCAGCUCGGUCUCGAUCGGACUGGAUGGAAUUGGACUGGAAAAAAAGAAUUGGUGCUGCAGUGAUGCCUUCUUAUCGAUGGUGAACCAGACGGGAUUGCUUGUUUGGUAGAUUGGGACGAGAGCGAGCACACGGGUUCAGAAUAAGGGGUUAUUGUGGAUAUCACCAGCACAGAAAAACAAAGAAUAAAUUCGCUUUGCAAAUUCCAG